GAGUUAGGGAGUUGACGUAGGUGAUUUUUAUUCCUCACGUCGGUGUUGCCUUCUUGAUAUCGAUUAGCAUUCUUACAUCUCACUUGACCUAUUAUAUCCUUAUUUCGAACAUUAUCAUAUACCAUCACAAUGUCGGAGAGAUUGCCUCAUGAUCUGAAUUGCUUGACCAUCUCCGAGCUGCAGAAGCAUGCUGCGGUUAUGAUGGAUAAGCAGACUCGUGACUAUUACAAUGAGGGAUCCGAUUCUGGUAGCACAUUGCAAGAGAAUCUGGACGCAUAUGCAAAGUACCGUAUCCGACCCAGAGUUCUCCGGGAUGUAUCAAAGAUCGAUACCAGUGUGAACAUCUUUGGCCACAAGAACAGCAUUCCAUUGGGUGUAGCACCGACAGCAAUGCAAAGACUCGCUCACUCGGAUGGUGAAUUGGCCACAGCGAGAGCAUGCAAGAAGAUGGGUGUUGCAAUGGGUCUGUCUUCGUUUGCAACCACGACGCUGGAAGAAGUCGCCGAAGCAAAUGGCGACAACCCUCACGUGCUACAACUAUACCUCUUCGAGGAGCGCGACCACAGCAUCAAGCUGUUGAAGAGAGCAAAGGAGGCAGGCUACAAAGCCGUCUUCCUCACCGUCGACACACCUAUCCUCGGCCGCCGCAACCUCGAAAUCAGAAACCAGUUCAAGCUGCCAGCACACUUCAAGAUCCCUAACUUCGAGGGACAAGGCGACAACCAACCGGAUGCUGAGGCUGAGCAGAGAGGUCAGGGUGCAACCCGAAGAGGCAGCGAGGCAGGAUACACAGACAGCGAUGGCAACAGAGUUGUGCCAAAGGGUCCCAUCACAUUCCACUCGCACGCAGCCAACCCGACACUUUCCUGGGAGCGAGACAUCGAGUGGUUGAAGAAGGAGUGUGGAGAUGAGAUGCAAGUGUGGGUCAAGGGUAUCGCGACUGCCGAGGACGCUCUUUUGGCCGUUCACCACGGUGUUGAUGGAAUUGUGGUAUCGAACCACGGAGGAAGGCAACUGAAUGGUGCGCUGGCAACAUUGGAUGCACUUCCCGAAGUGGUUGCAGCAGUACAGGGCAAAAUUCCAGUCCAUGUGGAUGGCGGUAUCCGACACGGCACCGAUGUCUUCAAGGCACUGGCUCUUGGAGCAGACUUUGUUUGGAUCGGCAGACCUGUUCUCUGGGGACUGGCAUACAAGGGUCAAGCUGGUGUUGAGUUGUGCUUGCGCCUGCUUUCAGACGAGAUCAGGCUGGCCAUGGGUCUCGCAGGCGUCACCAAGGUCGAGGAAAUUACAAAGGAAUAUUUGGUCAAGAUUGACAAGAGCGGAUUUGUCGCAAGAUUGUAGAUAUCUAUCACGAUAAAAUGUAAAUAGUGUAUUGAUGUUGUAAUUGUACAAGUGC
Messenger RNA from Aureobasidium pullulans EXF-150, 1396 nucleotides. RefSeq names its product L-lactate dehydrogenase. The record is from RefSeq and is a predicted model, not a curated record. Bases 130 to 1341 code for a protein of 403 amino acids. Gene Ontology annotation, molecular function: oxidoreductase activity; FMN binding. NCBI's taxonomy places the organism in Eukaryota, Fungi, Ascomycota, Dothideomycetes, Dothideales, Saccotheciaceae. The transcript has 3 exons.